This is a messenger RNA of Chenopodium quinoa (quinoa), 1843 nucleotides long. Its product is annotated as probable inactive purple acid phosphatase 29. The record is from RefSeq and is a predicted model, not a curated record. The transcript has 6 exons. The coding region runs from base 387 to 1574 and encodes 395 amino acids. NCBI's taxonomy places the organism in Eukaryota, Viridiplantae, Streptophyta, Magnoliopsida, Caryophyllales, Amaranthaceae. Gene Ontology annotation, cellular component: cytoplasm. Gene Ontology annotation, molecular function: hydrolase activity, acting on ester bonds.
UUGACUGACUUUAAUGGUGACUGUUUUUGGAGUUUUUUUGGGAGAAAGGAGAGUCGGAGAUAUUGCUCAUAAAUACAAGUAGCAAACGAAGUAACCUCAAAAAAAAAAAAAAAAACCUCAAAUAUUUAUGGUGUUGCCUCUUCUGAUCGCCUUCUACUCAAUCAGAACGCUUUGACAUCGACAAAAUCAAAUAAAAAUUUGACAAUAGGUUCCAGAUUAUGAGGCCCCAAAAAAUUUGAGGGGUGUGUUGAGCCGGCCUUGAUGAGAGAGGAUGGGUGAGGGAAGAGAGAGAGGAACAUGAGAAUAUAGUUUGUUUGCAGCUCAAAAACAUUCUGGCCUUGUGUGGUUAUUGGGAUUAAAUCAAAAGAAAAGAUAAAAAGAUAGGGAUGGUGGCACUUCUGUUUGAUACGAAGGCACCUUUCUUUGCACUUUCUUGCUUGAAGACCCUGUUUCUGGUGAUUAAUCUUUGUAUCUUUAAUGGAUUGACUUGUACAACUUCAACACCCUUGAGGUUUAAUAGAAAGGGGGCUUUUAAGAUUUUGCAAGUCGCAGACAUGCAUUACGCGGAUGGCAAGAUCACGCCAUGCUUGGAUGUGUUGCCUAAUCAAGUUAAAGGGUGCUCUGAUCUCAACACUACUGUUUUUAUCCAGCGAAUGAUAAAAGCUGAGAAGCCUGAUCUCAUUGUCUUCACUGGUGACAACAUAUUUGGUUCAGAUGCUACUGAUCCAGCAAAAUCAAUGGAUGCUGCAUUUGCUCCUGCAGUAAUGUGCAACAUAUCCUGGGCUGCUGUUCUUGGAAAUCAUGAUCAGGAAUCCACUCUUUCAAGGGAGGGAGUCAUGCAAUAUAUAGUCAACAUGGAACACACCUUAUCUCUGUUGAAUCCGCAUGAUGCUGGGAAAAUUGAUGGAUUUGGAAAUUACAACCUUGAGGUGGCUGGUGUCAACGGUUCACCUUUCCAGAAUAAGUCGGUUCUCAAUCUUUAUUUCCUUGACAGUGGAGACUACUCAACAGUUCCUUCAAUUUCUGGAUAUGGCUGGAUUAAGACCUCUCAACAGUCUUGGUUUCUUCGUACUUCUAGGAGAUUGAAGAAAGCAUAUAUGAACCACCCAGAACCCCAAAAGGACUCUGCUCCUGGCCUUGUGUAUUUCCACAUUCCGUUGCCUGAAUAUGCAAGUUUCGACACAUCAAACUUUACAGGUGUUAAGCAGGAGGGCAUUUCUUCACCAAGCAUAAACUCAGGUUUUUUUACGACCAUGCUUGAAGCAGGUGAUAUCAGAGCAGUUUUUACUGGUCAUGAUCACAAAAAUGAUUUCUGUGGUAAGCUGAUGGAUAUAAAUCUUUGCUAUGCGGGUGGUUUUGGAUACCAUGCCUAUGGGAAGGCUGGUUGGGCUAGGAGGGCAAGAGUGGUGAAGAUAAAUCUGAGAAAGAUUGGUAAAGGGGGCUGGGGUACAGUCAAGUCUAUACAAACAUGGAAGCGUCUUGAUGAUUCAAACCUCACUACUAUUGACACUCGGGUCCUUUGGAGCAAGAGCUCAACUGGAACCCGUAGGAAAAAGCGAAUUGAUGGCGCCUAGGCUUUGAAAGCGAAUGGUUCACAAAAUCUGUUUGUAUACGCAGAUAAUGGCCUUGUAAAGUUGUAAGUGUUCAAAUGGAUAUAGUUACAGGUUUACACUGAACUCUGUGAAACCUCAUCUACGUAUAAUCAUACUUUCUCAAUUCCAAUAAUAUUGCAACAAUGAUGAAAUUAUGCAUCCCAAAGUACAUUUUAUCUGUUGAAUAUCUAUAAUUGUGUAAGAGUAAAAUUAUAGAAAGUUGACAUUGUAAAAGUAUUUUAUGGGACGAA